Trichosurus vulpecula (common brushtail) is the source of this 2284-nucleotide messenger RNA. It is a transcript of the gene TRIM44, whose product is annotated as tripartite motif containing 44. Gene Ontology annotation, molecular function: zinc ion binding. The transcript has 6 exons. Bases 18 to 809 code for a protein of 263 amino acids. The record is from RefSeq and is a predicted model, not a curated record. Lineage: Eukaryota; Metazoa; Chordata; Mammalia; Diprotodontia; Phalangeridae.
CUGAGGUCAAGGGCAGGAUGGCCUCUGGAGAGGGCCCGGCCUUCGAAGACCUCCCCCACGACGGCACGUGCGACGCCUGCGAGCCGGACGAGGCCGAGCGUGCAGUGCAGCUCUGUGAUAGUUGCGGCUUUUGCUACUGCCAGCCCCACGCCCGUGAGCACCGCCAGAGGUACCGCAGCCACCGGCUCUGGGACUACGGGGGCCCCAACGGGGAACCCGAGGAGCCCGAGAAGCUGGAGAGAAAGAAGUGCUCUGAGCACGACCAGGAGCUGAGCCUCUACUGCAAGCAGGACGAGCAGAUCAUCUGCACGCUGUGCGCCGUGGCGGGUUCCCACCGGCAGCACCUCCUCAGCACCUUGGACGAAGCCUACGAGACCAUGCGGAACAGAGAACCAGUGGAUCUGAAGAUGGCCAUGCUGGAGAUGGUAGAGAGGCUAAAAUUCAAGUGCGGGGACCCCAGAGUCAGCCGGAGCGAGAUGAAGGUCUGUAUCCAGCAAGAAUUCGACAAGGUUCGGCGGCAGGUCUGUGAGGAGGAGCGGAAGGCCCUUCACCUGGUGGACCUCCAGGAAGCCGUGGCCACAGCCCACGUGACAGAGGUCCUGGCUGAAAUCCAUGUCCACAUGGAAAAGUUGAUGGCAGAGAUGGCAGAGAUCAGACACCAGCUCGAUGCCUUCAAUGAGCUGGCGUCAAUGAAACCAGAGAUCAGAGAUGAAGAAUUCAGACUCAAUCCUUUCCCAGCCAUCCCUCCAAACCGAGGGUCUCAUAGAUAUGACGAUGAUGACCCUUCAUCAGCCAACGGGCCCUUCUGAGAGGCAGAAGCCAUUGACUUGCUGGAUGGAAGAGAGCCUUGUCAGGAAAACCCCUCUCCAACCAGCCUGCUAAGCAGGAAAACAUACAGGAGAAGAGAAAAAACAUGAAUGCUUACUUGUUUGUGGCAGCAGUAACACAAAGUCCUCCGUUCUUCAUGUGUAUGUGAAUGUGUGCGUGUUUUCACCCUCUCACUUCUCCAUGAACUUUCCAGCAAGAGCUAUGUCCCCAGCCCCCAGGUUUGUGACCUGCCCCCAGACAUGCAUUUCUCCCAGGGCUGCGCUCUUCUGUGUGCUAUGUGUCCCCCAGUUCUGUCGUAGUGGGAUCAGGAGCACUUCUAUGCCAGACCAGUAGGGUCAUUUGUAAAAUCUCCCAGAAGCAAGUUUGCACUGACUCAGGGAAGGCUCUGCUCUAGACCCGGGAACCCAGUAGAAUCCAGAGGCAUCAGGGUUGGGCAAGGUGGGCUCUUUUGUCUCUGCCCACAACCAACAACAAAAAAAACCAUUUUGGUUCCAUUACAUCAUGACAAAGUUGGAACCACUGAUGGAGCUCUUGUGUUGAUGUUCUCCAAAAGUUUGACCCUGGUGUUUUGAAAGGGUGCGGCCAUUAAUUAAGAUGGAUGCCUUUGCAAUGAAGGGAAGAAAUAGCCAUGUGAGACUGAAAGAUAACCAGGUAUUUUUUCAUUGAUGGGACUGCCCAGGACUUCAGUUUCUUUAUUCAAUGCUGAGAGAUUAACCUUGACUUUGGUGAAAGUUGGCUCAGUUAAUUGGCAUGCUAAUUGCCCGAGUCUUCAAGGUUAUCUUUCAAAGGUUCCUAGGAACAUGUUAUCAGAGCAUGGUUUCUCUUUGGAAAUUCUGUAGAUUUCCAUGUUACUCACCACACAUUAAAAGGCCAGGAUAGUCAUGAAAAUGAAGUGGUAGCUUCAGCAUGGGUUUCUGGUUUCCUUGUUCUUGUUUAAAAAUGAAAUAAGAUCCUUGUAUCCAAGUGAUGUGUUGAAUUGAUCUUCAUCCCAAGUUUAUGGUUUUCCAACAUCUCCUGACUCCUAGAAGAUAACCAUCCUUUAGAGCCCUCUAUACCUAAAAACCUCUAAGUUAUUUCCAGCACUCUAGCUUUUUUUCAAUUCAUAGAGGAUCACAGACACCCAAAGGAUUAGAAGCAGGUGUCUUUGCCUUCUCUUGUCUGCCAGCUCACCUUCCUUUGUUCUGGUCUUUGAGAUACAGCACUAAGUCUCUUUCUGAGCCCUCUAAGCCAGAACCAAAGACAAAAGCCUGAUCCUUGAGGAUGGAAGCCCACCAAGGCCUUGGAGAUGGCUGCCCACCUCAUGACACCUUCAGCUCAGUGAUUUUCUGAUCUGGGCGGAGGUGGGGAGGGGUUGGGAGGUUUCAGUGUGUGGGUGGGCAAUGGUUUGCUGCAACCCAUACCCAGAGUUGAAAAUGGAACUGGUUUUCUCUUGGAAUUCUGAUUUUUGCUGUUGAAA